This is a messenger RNA of Hyalella azteca, 4902 nucleotides long. Its product is annotated as transforming growth factor-beta receptor-associated protein 1 homolog. The record is from RefSeq and is a predicted model, not a curated record. The transcript has 17 exons. Gene Ontology annotation, biological process: vesicle-mediated transport; autophagy; endosomal vesicle fusion. Gene Ontology annotation, molecular function: protein binding. Gene Ontology annotation, cellular component: membrane; cytoplasm. Lineage: Eukaryota; Metazoa; Arthropoda; Malacostraca; Amphipoda; Hyalellidae. The coding region runs from base 128 to 2773 and encodes 881 amino acids.
GAGUGUACAUGAAUGUAAAACAUUAUAUAAUUGUACUAGAAAAAUGAUCAAUGAAAAGUGUUCAAGUAUAUUUGUUUUUGUAAGUUGCUGAAUUAUUCUGUGAAUAGGCACAAAUAAAUUCAUAAUCAUGUCAAUAAAGGCAUUUGACUUAAUACCUGUAAUUGAACGUGUGGACUUUAGGGUGUCUUGUUUUGAAGCCUGUGGCAAUGAACUUUAUCUAGGAACUGAAGAUGGCCAAGUUGUGCACUACAGUGUGGGGGAGAGAACAGACUCUGAAACAGUUGAAACUUCAUACACCAUUAAUGUGCUGGCACGAGUACAGCUUUCCAAUAAGCAUAGCAUUACUUGUCUUGGGGCUGCCUCAAGCACGGGCAGGCUGUUGGCUCUCGUGGACGGGCUGAUCUUCCUCCUGGACUUGAAGACUUUAGAGACCAUCACGUCCGCCUCCAAGACCAAAGGAGUGUCCACAUUCUGCCUCAACCACAGUCCUACUCAUCCUGAUCCAUUUGCUCUUGAGGUAUGCGUGGGCCGCCGUCGGUGCGUCCAGCUGCUGGUGGUGCAGGAGGACCGAGUGUCCGUGUCCCGAGAGGUCUCGUGCCCGGACCCGCCCUGCGCCGUGUCUCUGGACGGCGUAUGGGCGUGUGUGGCCGGGCACGGUCAGUACUGCCUCUACAACCUGGCGACGGGGGACGUGACGCAGCUCUUCCCUUACGACGCUUCCUGUGACGGACGGACAUGGCGAGAGGAGUUCCUUCUGACGGGACCGAGCGGUCUCGGGAUGUUCGUGUCCUGCGAUGGCGUCUCCAUCCGCCCCCCCAUCAGCUGGUCGGACGACGUGCUCGCCGUGGCCUACCAUCAUCCCUACAUCCUCACCGUCACUCAUCAGUUCGUUAGGAUUUACAGCGUCGUGGACCAGCAAGUAAAGCAGACGGUGCGCUUCAGCGGCGGGCGCCUCGUGGGCAACUUUGACGGCCAAGUGUACCUGGCCUCAGCCUCCUCCGUGUACUGCCUCAUGCCUCAGCCCUGGCACAAGCAGGUCCAGGUUCUGUUGGGCGAGGAGCGAGUGGAAGAAGCUGUGGAGCUGUGCGAGCAGCACGGGGGCCCUCAGCACGAGCAGCUCGUGCUGACGGUGCUGCAGCGCGCAGGUUUCCUGCGUCUGCUGCAGGAGCAGUACGACGCCGCCGCCGAUUACUUCCUGCGCGGCAGACUCGACCCUAGGGAGUUGAUGCACGUGUUCCCGGGUCUGUUGCCGGCAUCAAGCGACUUCGUGCGUGCGGUGCCGCCCUUACAUCGCAUCGUCAACCUGGAGGUGGAGUUCAGCAGCGCUGGUGGAGGCAGUGGCAAGGAUCGACUUCUUCGUGCCAGCAGUUUCGCCCUGGAGUUCCUCAUUGCCUGUCGGGGGACUGGUUAUCACUCAGAGGACGUGAACACGGGCAUCGUGAAGCUGCUGUGUGGGCUGCAGCGAGUGGAGGAGCUCAACCGCUUCCUGGACGAGGCGACGUCAGGGCGGCUGCGGUGCGACGUCGCUGAGUGCGCUGAACAGCUCAGCACCUCACGCCUCUUCUUCGCCCUGCACAAACUUUACCAUGCGUGUGGUGAGAAUGAGGAGGCCUCUGAUGUGCUGGUGCAGCUCACGCGAGGGCAGCUGCACGACGCCCACUACCCCGGCCCCCGAUACUUCAGGGACUUCUUGCUCAGCACCGGCAGCAAGGACCUGAUCCUGCGGUACUGCUCGGUGCUGCUGGACGCCGAUCCUGCCGUUGCGGUUACCCUCUUCACGGGGCGUCCUGAGGGCAAACCUGCGCUGAAAUUUGACCCCCAAGAAGUCCUCGUGCUUCUGUCGGGCGUCCAGACCGCCCGAGUGGCCUACCUACAUCACCUGGUCGAUGAACUCCAGCUUACCGACGCAGACUACCACACGGAGCUCGUACUGCACUACGCCGACGCCGCUGUUCGGCUGGCCAAGUCCGUGUCCUUAGACCGGGCUACGUCCUCAGACCGAGCCGCGUCCUCAGACCGGGCUACGUCCUCAGACCGUGCUACGUCUUCAGACCGGGCUACGAUCUCAUGUGGUACCACGUCCCCGGUCCGUAGGAUGUCUCCAGAUAGGGCUGCGUCCCCUGGUCCUGUGGCGUCCCAUGCUCAGACAAACGGAGUCCCAGAUGAGGCUCUGCAAGAGGCGAGGGCUCAAUUUCUGCAGGUUCUCGAACGCUGCAGCUACUACGACGCGUCUGCCGUCCUCGCACGCAUACGUCACCACAAGCUCCUGCAGACCGAGAAAGCCAUGCUGCUGGGCAGGCUUGGCGACCACGAGCGGGCGCUGCGGCUGUUGGUGCAUGAGAUGCGUGACUAUCAUGCAGCGGAGGAAUACUGCGCUCAUCAGCUGCAGCAGCUGCAGCAUCUCGACGGUCCUAUACCUCCUCUAUACCUCCUCAUGCUCAAAGCAUACCUCCUGCCUCGACCUGGUUACAUCACCACCACCAUCACCCUCCUGCACCACGCGAAGCGCAAGGCUUCACUGCAGCGCGGGCUCGCGGCCUGUGCACUGCGGCAGCGGAGGGCGCUGCUGGCGACGCUGCAGGCGCACGCGGGGCCUCUGCGUCUCGACCAACCCAGCGUGUGCAUGGUGUGCUGCCAGCGGCUGUCGUCCCCGCGGUGCGGGUUUGUGGUGUACAGCAGCGGCGUGGUUGCCCACACGCGUUGCACACCUGACGUGACCACGUGCCCACUCACGGGCACGUGUGCCGCCAACGCCCACACGCGCCACAACUGAGCCACGCUGCCCACGUGGCGGUGGGCACGUGUGCCGCCAACGCCCACACGCGCCACAACUGAGCCACGCUGCCCACGUGGCGGCUAUCCACAGUCGCUUUCACCGGCAUAUUUUUUCUUUAGACGCAAUUAAACAAUUAAAUGUAAAAAAUUGUUAAAUUUAAUUUAAAAAAAUCAACUUACAAGUGAAGAUAUCAUUUGCUUAGCAUGUGUUAGCAAUUGGAACAUUUCUCUUCGCCAAUAUUAAAAUAUUGGAUGCUCAUGAAGAGAAAUGGUUUAUUUGAAGUCACCUUGCAUUACAUUUUAAGCGAUUUUUGAAAACUACUGAACUAUUUUGUACACUUAUUUCUACAUAAUACACUAGUAUUUUGUGCACUUAAAUACUUUUUCAAUGCCUAGCAGUUGUGCGCUAAGUUUUUUACACGCUGUAGUCGAUUGUGGGUCAACUCCAGUAGAACUUUUCACAACACCAAUAUUCUAAAAUUUAAAAAGUAAAAAGUAAAGUAAAGACGCAUGAACUCUCAUUGCCUACCGAUCAAAUGCUAUCAUCUAUCUUUCCAAGAAUUUAUUUUCAUGUACUCAGUAAUUGAUCGCGUUGGUGAGGUUUAAUUUAACCAUGUAUGUCAUUUGCCGUUCACGGAUGCCAUGUUGGAGAGUAAGAACGGCUUCCUGGUAGCGAAGACUACUUUCCUGAAAUUAUUUCUGUAUUCCUAUCGGUUCGUCUUGGUCUUAGAGUCUUCAAAGGAAUUAUUGAAACAAGUGCUUUAUUUUAAGUAUUUUCUUCUGUGAUAUGCCGUGAGUUUAUAAGAAUUUCUGCCCAAGUUGAUAGCUCCUAAAUUUUACGAUAUUUAAGGAUCCAGAAGGCAGGGUUUCUGGUCUCAGGCUUAGUUUAUGUUUACGAAAUUGUAAAAUUUAUUGUUUAUUCAGUGUUUUGUUGAUAUCUUCUUGGCAUUCAUGGUAUUAUAAUUUAUUGAGGUUUUUAUUAUUGAAAUUAGUGUUGAUUUUUCAGCUUUUGAAGCCGCGAAACAAAUUUAUGGUAAAUUUCACUAAAAAUAAACAACAAUUGCAAUUUAACCAGCUGUUGUAAACUCCUUAUUGCUAUGACGAGACUACAAGAAUACGGCAAUUUUUUUCUUAUACCUGCAUUCAAUUGAGAUAAUCAGAACCUUUUCGCUACAUUAUCUGAUCGAUUCGAAUUUUCCGUGUUAUGUCGCGUUGUUUAUAUAUAUAAAUUUCAUGCAUGGUUUGUCGCAGGCGCAUUAGUACGGCUCAUUUAUAAUGUGGAAUUUAAAAUCAUUCAAGGAAAUUAAAAGCAAACCGAACGCCAAGUAAUUUGACCAUAUCUAUAUUGAACUUGGCGUUCUCUUUUAAAUUCCUUGUUAAAUUGCGUUUUAAGCUGACCAAGGAUAUAAGUACUUAUAUAAAAUCAUUCACUACCGCCUUGCUCUUUAAUUUAUCGUUUAUUCCACUGUUUGCUUUCUUCGUUUUCUCUAGAUUACAACGAUGCUAAACCUAUUCUGUAUUUAAGUUGUUGUCGUACAACAUAUAAUCUCAUUCUCUACGAGGAACUCAUUUCUUCUAUUCCGUAUACUCUUUUCAUCGUCUUCCCUUGCUGCCUUUCUUAUCUUACUGCUGACACUUUAUUUCCAUGUUUUAUUUUUGUCCUAUACCAGUGCGAUGUUGAUGCUCUAAAUUUCCAAGAAAUUUAUGUGCUAAUCAUAACCAUCCUUUGACGCCACAUAGUCUCUUCAUAAUCUUAAUAUUUAUGUCUUAUUCUAACUACUUUUUGGCGCCACAUAGUCUACAUAUAUUCUUAAUAUUGUCGCAAAAUAAUCUUCUGACUGGAAGCUGGGCCGUGCAGGUUUAGUUCGGAUAUGUCGAGACUUGCUAAAAACUGCCUGCACCAAUUCCACAAGCGGAACCUUCAUUAUUAUCGUUAAUGAAUAUGUUAUGUGUCUCGUUCGUUUAGCAUUUCUAUUAUGUUUGAUAUUUAACUAAAGAUGGAUUUAACGCUCCUGCUUUGCUUCAACCCAGUAUGAGAUGUUGCUCUCGAGCAAUGGUAUAGAAAACUUAUGUAACAUAUUUUUUGAUUUACAGUACAUGUUUGAAUUGAAGACUGGGCAUUUUAUG